Messenger RNA from Pogona vitticeps (central bearded dragon), 1140 nucleotides. Lineage: Eukaryota; Metazoa; Chordata; Lepidosauria; Squamata; Agamidae. The record is from RefSeq and is a predicted model, not a curated record.
UCCCGCUCCAUCCCGGACCUUUCCCUCCCUCUGUUGGUCGCCUGCCAUCCCUCCUACAUCAGCUGGCGGCGUCCUGAGCGCUGCCAAGCCGCAAACUCUCCUCCUUUGCAACCCCGUGUCCUGAUUUUACUUCCAUUUCCUCCCGACUCUGCUGAAGCGGCUUGCUCUUUCCUGCCAUGGUGGCCACCCGAUGGGGAAUCUGUUCGGCCGGGAAGAUCGCCCACGAUUUCCUAGCCGCCCUCAAGACUUUGCCGCCAGAAGACCACCAGGUGGUGGCCAUUGCUUCUCGUGAUCUCAGCCGAGCUGAGGAAUACGCCAAAACCCAUGGCAUCCCCAAGGCCUAUGGGUCUUAUGCGGAACUUGCCGAGGAUCCAGAUGUGGCUAUUGGAGAUGUCAUGGUGCUCCAUGCCGAAUUUGGGAGCCCACAGCUCUCCAUCCCCAGAUGUGUGGAGAAAGAGCUUGGGGGAGGUGGCCUUUUGGAUAUCGGGUGCUACUGCAUCCAGUUUGCCUGUAUGGUCUUCAAUGGAGAGAAACCAGAAUCCAUUCUGGCAUCAGGAUUUCUGCACAAUACAGGGGUAGACAAAACAGUUUCCAUCAUCCUGAAUUAUUCGCGUCACCGUCAGGCUGUUCUCACCUGCACCAUGACAGCUAAGAUGCCCAAUCGAGCGAGUAUUAAUGGCACUAAGGGCAUGAUUGAGAUUCCUUCAACUUUCUGGUGCCCAACUGAGCUGGUGGUCAACGGACAAAGAGAGUCCUUCCCCCUGCCUCCAUCACCGAUGCCAGUGCACUUCUCCAACAGCAUUGGUCUUCGUUACGAAGCAGAACAUGUCCGCCAGUGUCUCCUCCAAGGCUUGAAGGAAAGCCCAGUUCUGACUCACGCAGACAGUGCACUGAUCAACUCUAUCCUAGAUGAAAUUCGCCGGCAAGUAGGGGUAUUGUAUGCUCAAGAUGACAUGGAACACAUUCCCAAUUCUUUCGUCUGAAAUCUCAGGUUCCCUACAUCGCUUGCUUAGCUAAAAAGUCCGCACAGAUUUACCCAGUUUCUGCAGAAAGCCUUCGACUGUGUGAAUUGAGAAGAAGUGAAGGUGGGGAAGACAUUAGGGCACGUAAAAUUGUCAAUAAACUGUUUUCCAAAUCCUA